This is a messenger RNA of Colossoma macropomum (tambaqui), 4189 nucleotides long. RefSeq names its product transforming growth factor, alpha (gene tgfa). Lineage: Eukaryota; Metazoa; Chordata; Actinopteri; Characiformes; Serrasalmidae. The coding region runs from base 458 to 1024 and encodes 188 amino acids. Gene Ontology annotation, biological process: positive regulation of cell population proliferation; epidermal growth factor receptor signaling pathway; positive regulation of mitotic nuclear division. The record is from RefSeq and is a predicted model, not a curated record. The transcript has 6 exons.
GGGUAAUGUAGUGCAGGGUGCGGAUUAUGCACCCUGUGUAAGUGUGUGUAACACUGUUGUGCUGCUGGUUGUCUCUUCUCCUUCAGCGUUUCAGUGAUUUCAGUGGUCGAGUCUGCUCGCCUGUCGGUUAUGCGGUGAAUAAUAGAAAGGAGAGGGAGCACACUCGCAUACUUACGUUAAGCUUGACGUCAACUUUAAUAGACCUCAGUGGACACAUGGCUUUUUGUGAGCACGCCAAAAAGCACGCGUUAAGAUCCACUCCACUGUUAUGGAAAUCAGCUUCGGGAACAGCAGAACUCUCUUAGCUUUUCCUUCUGUUUCCUUCAAGCAUACGCGCGUGCCUUCCCCCAUGUUGGCGGACAAACGUACUUAAACUGGAUAUAUUACAUUUACACUUUAUAUACUGUUCAGACGCCACGGACCCUUGAAUAAAGGGUCCAACUGAAACUUUAUAAAGAUGUAUCGUGCUUUUUGGGAUACGAUAUUCAUCCUAAUUGGCUCUUUGUUUACAUAUGGACAGGUGCAAGAAAAUUCUACCUCAACAACAGCUACAGCAACUACAACCCCAACCACCACCACCACUCCAGCAACUACUAUCAGCUCCACAACUGCAACAAGUACUACUAAAGUUGUCAGAAAGUUUAUAGCAGCAGCAGUCCACUCGCACUUCGCUGACUGCCCUGACUCUCACAGUCAGUUCUGCUUCCAUGGCACAUGCCGCUUCCUCAUCGUGGAGGAAACGCCUGCGUGUGUGUGCCACCCAGGCUUCAUGGGGAUGCGCUGUGAACAUGCAGACCUCCUGGCUGUGGUGGCUACCAACCACAGGCAUCAGACAGUGGCGACCAUGUUGGUGCUGUGCAUAGUGGGUAGUGUCCUGCUCAUGCUGCUUUGCACUCUAUUAAACAGUUGUUGGUGGAGGCGAAGAGGGUGUAGGCAAGGUCAUGGCCUUUGCUGUUGGUCAGAGAAACCAAAUAGCAUUAUAAAGGGUGGGACGUCCUGCUGCCACUCAGAGACAGUGGUUUGAUACGUGUCCUCAGUUUUACUCUUGGUGUGGCUGUUCUCUCCAUUUUGUCACCUGAGACCCCCGUCCCUGGACUAUUAUACCUGGAGUAAACCUCAUCUCGGCUCCUCAAGUUACAGACUCGCACAGCCGGUCAGAGACGAAUCCAUAGGAAAAAUCAAACCAGCAGAUGUGAAUUUCAGAAUGUUGGUACUCAGCAGGACUGAACCGUUCCAUCCAGUUUUUCCUUCUUGCGGAUCGUAAAACUAAAAAGACGGAAGAUGUUUUCUUGAAAUUUGAAACAUGGAAUACGAUACCUUGGACUCCGUUUUUGUACUGGUCUUAUGGUCCAGAUGGAGGUGGAUAAAACAAAUCAGAGUGAAGAUUCAGAGUCAGGCUCUUGUGGGAAAAGGCCCUAGUGGAGGAGAAAUGGACCAGUGCCAAAGGGCUCGCACGAUGGAUGUAAACAGUAAAAUGGAAAUCAUAAGCUUUCGUGAAAAUAUUCCUAAAAAUACAUGAGUUCAAUUAUUUAUGGUGCUUGAACAUUCUCCCAAGAUACCUAGAAUGGCGUUCUUUCAGACAAAUCAGUUGAUUCUGUCUUUUAAAUCACAACUAAGAAUGGAAAAAAAACCCGUCAGCACAAUGUUUAUGGGUGGUACAUAUAAAAAAAGAAAGUUUUAAAUUUAAUUUUUAUUUAUGUCACAUAUAAUGCCACUGCUUGAGAAUUGGGAGAAAAAUUUGGAACAGUAUUCUUAGCUGAACAGAAUAAAUGUGCAAGAUUGUAAGAAUAUUUAGAUCAACAUAGUGUGCAUAUAUAUAUAUAUUUAUAUAAUAUGAAGACUACAAUGCACAUUCCUUUAAAUCAUUGCCAAGUAUUUUUACCUGAUAUGCUUCUGUGUUAUAUAAUAAUUAUAUGAAAUAAUGAUAAGUUAGGAGAAAAUGACAGGCUUUUGAGGAAGGACUUAAUAUACUAAUACAUACCCAAGUCUUGGAAUCCAUAUGUAUUUUAUGUUUUCUUAUAUGGGUUUUUUGCACUUCAGGUAUUAUUCUGAUUCCAUUUUAUGACUUAAGUAUACACACAGGUCCAUGCACUUCAUUAAGUCUUCUGACAGUACAGACAGCAUUGUUACAAGGUUUUUGUCAACACUAUACAACUUCUAAAAUUAGAACCAACAACUGAAUUCAAGUUUUGUAUUACUCAAUAGGGCAACAGUAUUCAUAAAAGUUACGAUGCAGGAUUCAUGCUAGCAUUUGAAAAGUUGGGUGCUCAGUGUGUACGGUCACAUGCUUUCACACGAUUCACCGUGCACUGCUGCAAUGCAGUCAAGUGGCUGAUGGCCACUUUAAAAACUACACUCUUAACCUGCUGGCAUUAGGUAGUAAAAUUUAUGCAGAAAUGCAGUUUUCUAGAAAUUAAAUCUGUUAAAACCUUAUGGACGUGUCCAGGCCUUAAGGAGAGAGGAGAGGAGAGGUGAGAGUGAGGAGAGCCUGGUUUUGCUUUGAUUUAAUUCCUACGCAUAAUAUUUCAAAUCUGAAAGAGUGCAGAUUUUAUUGCAGUAAAUUUAUCACCUUUGUAGGAGAAGAUUGCACAAGUUCACUUGUUCACUACUACAUAUUUUAAGUCCACACGUGCAUGCUCGAACUCAACUAAGCACACACAUAAGAAGAGCUAUACUGUUCAUGAGGUUUAUUUAUUUCAGAUCUAUUACAAAGCUUUUAUACAUGGAUACACUAUUUUUAAACCUUGCUUAAAAUUGUUUGUGCUGUCUUAUUUAUCCUCAAGCCUUUUGUCAUUGCUUUGUAUGCAAACGUACAAUAAGUAACUGAAGUCGGGUUAGCACUGGGGAAAAGGAGAAACAAACACCUUUUUCUGAACCCAGAAGCCCCUGAGGUACUGCUUAAAAGGUUAAAUUAGAAACAUGAGUUGGUACUAGCAGUACUUAUGUCUAAUCACUGCAUGCAGUUUGGUGGGAAAUCAAUUGAAUAAGACAGCAUUGAUGGGAAAGAGACAGAGUUUGUGCUGGAACUGGGCACUAUGGACAAAAAAAGUUUAUACUAAUGCAGAGACAUCCUAAAAUUGCCUUCAUUGUGGAAGAGAGAGAAAAUCAAGCUAAAGGCUCUAAUUAACACUGAUAAUUUAUUUAUUUCAGUCUUUCAGACAGUGCUCCAUUACAAUGCAUACGUUAUAUUUACUCAUGUUAAAAUGCAGGAAAAUGAAUUAGACUGGAAAGAAAGUAGUUGUUCAAAUGAAGGCUCUGGUGGUGGGAUAUACGUUUACAUCUCUUAUAAGCCUGUGUUUUGUUUUGUGUUUGUUUUGUUUUUUUUGGGUGAGAUGUCAGAUAUUCUGUGUUAUUCCCUGGAACAUAUUUGAGCAGGACAAGCAUUAAGUUUGAUCAUUUUAUUGCAAAAAAAUGGUCACAAAAUAAAUCACCUUCAUUUUAGGGAUGGAAGGCAGUUUAUCAAAUUUUAAGUAUGAUCCAAAAUGUCACAUUCCUGAAAGAACUUUCAAUCAUGCAGUCAUGCUCAUAGACUGUCCACAGUCUUGUACCAUAUGUUCAUGAAGGUUUUUCUCCUCUUGCUCUGCUCUAGCUUGUGAAACGUAUAGGUAUGCCGUGCUAUCAACUAGUUUGUCAAUAUUAAGCAUGUUUGUCUGUCUGCACCUAUUUUACUGUAUCUGCACACUACUGUGCUGUGUAUCAACAUGUAAUUCUAUUAUAUACAUACCAGAGAAAACAGGCAUUGUGAAUAGGGCUGAACGAAUGGGGAAUAAUUUUUUUUUUAUUUAACUGCAUUUAUUGUCUAUAAUUGGGCUCCAGGCUUUAUUUUUUGCCAAAAAGACCAGGUCAUCCGUUUUUUGAGACGUGAGGCAUGAACGCUGAAUGUAGUGCCAGACUGUUUAUGGACUUGAUAUUAUUAUUAUUUGUUAAGACAACUUUGAAUAAUGUAGGAUGGAGGUAAAAUUGCAGCCCUCGUGGUUUGAAAAUUGUACUCUUUAAUUUUUUGAUUUAAAAUUAUUAAUCGUUCAGCCCUAAUUGUUAAUAGUGUACAGCAGUAUCACUCUGAGUGUGACUGGAGAAAUGAAAUGUGCUUGUGAUCUUCACUGGUUGCAUGAUCAUCAGAGGUAAAUUAAUCCAGCUGAAUUACUUGUUCUGUGAUCAGCUGCAUCAUGCAUCUGUCUUCCUGACCACU